AUGAUGCGGAGUCGGACGGCGUCUGAGGAGGUGGACUGGGACCUGGAGGAGGGAUAUGCCUCCGACGGCCAGGGCUAUGUGCUGGGCGCCCAGGACGAGAAGUUUGCCAACUUCUCGUCCCUGCCCAUGCGCCCAGACCACCCGAAUAGGCCGCUGUGGGUGUGCCCGGACGGCAGGAUCUUCCUGGAGACCUUCUCCCGCGUCUACAAGCAGGCCUACGACUUCCUCAUCGCCUGCGCCGAGCCGGUCUCCCGCCCCGAGUUCAUCCACGAGUAUGCGCUCACGCCCCACUCCCUGUACGCCGCGGUUUCCAUUGGCCUGGACACGCCCACCAUCGUCGGGGUGCUGGGCCGGCUGUCCAAGUGCGGGCUGCCGGCGGAGGUUCGGGCCUUCAUCGAGGCCAGCACCGAGAACUACGGCAAGGUCAAGCUGGUGCUCCAGCGCAACGCCUUCUUCGUGGAGUCGCCCUACCCCGCCGUCCUGCGCCGCCUACUGCACGACCCCGUCAUCCGCGCGGCGCGCGUCCUGCGCGCCGCCGACGAUUGCUUCGAGGUCAGUGCGGCCGUGCGCGACGCCGCGGCCGCCACCCUGGCCAAGACGGACGUGGAGGCGGGGGGGGAGGAGGCUGAAGAGGGGCGAGGUGGCGGGGAGGCGGCUGGCCCCGAUGGGGCCAGUGCUUCGGCUCGAGGACCUUCCCAAGGCGAGGCUCCUGCCGCGCCGGCCGGCCCCGCCUACCUGAUUGACCCGGUGGAGAUCGACCCCGACCGCGAGUUGCACGCCUUUGAGAUCGAGGCAGCCCAGGUGGAGCACGUGAAGCAGCGGUGCCUGCCCGGCGGGCUGAACUACCCCAUGCUGGAGGAGUACGACUUCCGCGGCGACGUGGCCAACCCCACGCUGAGCAUGGAGCUGCGGCCCCACGUAUCUCACCGCCCCUACCAGGAGAAGUCGCUGGCAAAGAUGUUUGGCAACGGCCGCGCCCGCUCCGGCAUCAUCGUGCUGCCCUGCGGCGCGGGGAAGAGCCUGGUGGGCGUCAGUGCCGCGGCGCGCAUGAAGAAGUCCUGCCUCGUGCUCUGCACCAACGCCGUGUCGGUGGACCAGUGGAAGUACCAGUUCCAGAUGUGGACCUCGCUGCGAGACGACCAGGUGUGCCGCUUCACGUCGGCCAACCACGAGUGGUUUGCCGCGGCCGCGGGCGUCUGUGUGACCACCUACACCAUGGUGGCCUACUCGGGGAGGCGCAGCGAGGAGUCCGAGAACGUGAUGAACGAGAUCAUGAACCGGGAGUGGGGGCUCAUCAUCCUGGACGAGGUGCACGUUGUCCCCGCCCAGAUGUUCCGCAAGGUGAUCGGCAUCGUCAAGGCGCACUGCAAGCUGGGCCUGACGGCGACGCUGGUGCGGGAGGACCACCUCAUCACCGAUCUCAACUUCCUCAUCGGUCCCAAGCUGUACGAGGCCAACUGGCUGGACCUAACCCGGGCGGGGCACAUCGCCAACGUACAGUGCGCGGAGGUGUGGUGCCCCAUGACCCGUGAGUUCUACCGCGAGUAUCUGCGCCCGGGCACGCCCGUCACCCAGCGCCAGCUGCUCUACGUCAUGAACCCCUCCAAGCUCCAGGCCUGCCAGUUCCUCGUCCAGUACCACGAACGGCGGGGCGACAAGGUCAUCGUGUUCAGUGACAACAUCUACGCGCUGCGCGAAUACGCGGUGCGCAUGAAGCGCCCCUUCAUCUACGGCGCCACGGGGCACCAGGAGCGCACCCGCAUCCUGCACGCCUUCAAGCACAACCCGGAGGUGAACACCGUCUUCCUGUCCAAGGUGGGGGACAACUCGCUGGACAUCCCCGAGGCCAACGUCCUGGUCCAAAUCUCCAGCCACGCGGGGUCCAGGCGCCAGGAGGCCCAGCGCCUGGGCCGCAUCCUGCGCAAGAAGAAGGCGCGGCUGGGGGUGGGGGAGGCCGAGGAGUUUGACGCCUUCUUCUACACCCUCGAGGUCUACUUUACCAGCAAGCGGCAGCAGUUCCUGGUGGACCAGGGCUACAGCUACAAGGUCAUCCCCUCCCUCCUGGAGAACGCAGGUGGUGAGGAGGGGCUGCUGCUCAGCUCUCUGGACGAGCAGCUGGAUGUGCUGGCCGCCAUCCUGGCUGCCAACGAGACCGACAUCGGCGACGAGAACCUGGCCGAGGUGGACGGCGUGCCUUUGAGGAAAUCCGGGGCGGCGAGAAGAACGGCUGGCAACAUGGCCGCCCUGUCUGGCGCUGCGGGUAUGCGCUACAUGGAGUUCGCGGCGGGGGCCGGGCGACCCAGACCGGCCCUGAAACAGGGCCAGGGUCGGCUGGCCAAGCUGCGCAAGAAAGGGUAG
Auxenochlorella protothecoides is the source of this 2358-nucleotide messenger RNA. RefSeq names its product DNA repair helicase XPB2. Gene Ontology annotation, biological process: transcription initiation at RNA polymerase II promoter; nucleotide-excision repair. NCBI's taxonomy places the organism in Eukaryota, Viridiplantae, Chlorophyta, Trebouxiophyceae, Chlorellales, Chlorellaceae. The transcript is spliced from 12 exons. Gene Ontology annotation, molecular function: hydrolase activity; ATP binding; 3'-5' DNA helicase activity. Bases 1 to 2358 code for a protein of 785 amino acids. The record is from RefSeq and is a predicted model, not a curated record. Gene Ontology annotation, cellular component: transcription preinitiation complex; nucleotide-excision repair factor 3 complex; transcription factor TFIIH holo complex.